Thyridium curvatum is the source of this 3045-nucleotide messenger RNA. RefSeq lists its product as uncharacterized. The transcript has a single exon. Lineage: Eukaryota; Fungi; Ascomycota; Sordariomycetes; Thyridiales; Thyridiaceae. Gene Ontology annotation, cellular component: intracellular anatomical structure; catalytic step 2 spliceosome. The record is from RefSeq and is a predicted model, not a curated record. Bases 1 to 3045 code for a protein of 1014 amino acids. Gene Ontology annotation, molecular function: RNA binding; ATP binding.
AUGGCUUCCAAGAGGUAUGCCUUCGUCGCAAUGGACGACGACAACGAGGUUGGUCCACAGAAAGUCCAAAAGAAAAAGAAGGACCGGUCCGACAAGCAUUCUUCGCGACACUCGAGGUCGCACCGGCGCAGUCGCAGUCGAUCGCGCUCGCCCAAGCGCGAAUCGCGGCACUAUAGCAGUAGAUCGAAAACGAGCAGUCGUCGUGACGAAAGAGACUACGACGACCGAUGGGCCGACGAGGAACCGUUUCCGGAGGACGAGGAGGAGCCCGAGUUCCAAGAAUCCGCAUCGAAGCGCGUGAAGCUUAGUCGCGACGAUGGCGAUCGCGGCAGCGGAGGCGAUGACAAGAUAGACGAUGCUGAUUUGUCAGAAGGAGCAAGGGAAGAGCUUGAAGCGCAGCGCGAUCGUGCCGAGAGGGAGGCUUUCGCAAACCGCUUGAAGGCGAAAGACGAUGAUCGCUCCAAGAAGAAGAUCACAGAGGAUCAUUUGUCAGCUCAGCGGAGAUCUCUGGCAGACGACUCGAAGGCGCGAAAUGAAGCUCUUCCGGACCUGCGCGACCGCUCUCGGCAAGAGUACCUGAAGAAGCGAGAGGCAGAACGGCUCGCCCUGCUGCGGAAACAGGUCGCUGAGGAGACUGCCGAGCUGCGGAGCGGUGUGAGACUCUCUGAAAAGGAGAAGGCCGAGUUCGCAAAGAACCGCGAGAUUUUGCGCCUGGCCGAGGAGAGGCUCAGGAUAGACGAUCACAGAGAUGGGUACUAUAUGCCUGAGGAUUAUAUCACUGAGAAGGGCAAAAUCGACCGGCGCAAGAAAGAAGAUGCGCUUUAUAAGCGGUAUGUUGAGAAGGACGAGUACGGACAGGAGAAAUUCACCACGGAACAUGAGGAGUGGGAGAGGGAGCAAGCAGCCAAGGCCAAGGCGCAGAUACAGCGCGCCGAGAAGGAGAACGAGGGCGAGUAUGAUUAUGUCAUGGAUCAGGAGCAGUACAUCCAAUGGAAUCUGGAUACUCGGAUGCCGGCUGAAGGCAAGGGCAUGACGAAGGAACAGCUAUUUCUCCAAGCCCAAAUCGAUGCCGCCGAGAAAAAGCAACUGUCGAUCCAGGAGACGAGGAAGAGCUUGCCGAUCUACCAGUACAGGGACGAGUUCUUGGCUGCGAUCAAGGAGUAUCAGAUUAUCGUGCUUGUCGGAGAGACGGGUAGUGGCAAAACGACGCAGCUGCCCCAAUACCUACACGAAGCAGGGUUCACGAAGGGCGGGCUGAAGGUCGGAUGCACACAGCCCAGACGUGUCGCCGCCAUGAGUGUUGCUGCUCGUGUUGCCGAUGAAAUGGGUGUCAAAGUUGGAAACGAGGUUGGAUAUUCUAUCCGAUUCGAGGACAACACCAGCGACAAGACCAUCCUUAAGUACAUGACCGACGGCAUGUUGCUUCGCGAGUUCAUGACGGAACCCGACCUCGCAGGCUACUCGGCCCUCAUGAUUGAUGAGGCUCACGAGCGGACUGUCCAUACCGACAUUCUCCUAGCGUUGGUAAAGGACCUGGCCAGGGAGAGGCCCGACCUGAAACUCCUGAUCUCCUCGGCGACAAUGAACGCCGAGAAAUUUGCUUCCUACUUUGACGACGCCCCCAUUUUCAACAUUCCUGGUCGACGGUAUCCUGUCGAUAUCUACUACACUCCCGCACCAGAAGCCAACUACCUGGCGGCAGCGAUCACCACAGUGUUCCAGAUCCACACGACGCAGGAGAAGGGUGAUAUUCUCAUCUUCCUUACUGGACAGGAUGAAAUCGAGGCUGCAGAGCUGCAGAUCACAGAGACGGCACGCAAACUCGGCAACCGCGUCAAGGAACUUGUGAUCUGUCCCAUCUAUGCCAAUCUCCCCUCUGAGUUACAGUCGAAGAUUUUUGAGCCCACGCCCGAAGGCGCCCGGAAGGUUGUUCUUGCGACAAACAUUGCCGAGACGAGUUUGACGAUCGACGGCAUUGUCUAUGUUAUCGACCCUGGCUAUGUAAAGGAGAAUGUCUACAAUCCAGCUACCGGUAUGUCAAACUUGGUUGUGGUACCGUGCUCGAGGGCUUCGGCAAAUCAGCGGAGUGGCCGUGCUGGACGUGUUGGCCCUGGAAAGUGCUUCCGUCUCUACACCAAGUACGCCUAUAUGAACGAAAUGGAGGAGUCGACGACGCCCGAGAUCCAGCGGACCAACCUCAACGGUGUCGUUCUGCAGCUCAAAUCUCUUGGUAUUAAUGACCUGCUGGAUUUCGAAUUCAUGGAUCCUCCCCCCACCGAGGCACUUAUUGGCGCACUAAACCAGUUGUUCGCACUGCAAGGCCUCAACCACAAGGGAGAGCUUACAAAGCUCGGGCGACAGAUGGCCGAGUUCCCGACCGACCCGAUGCUUGCCAAGGCAGUCAUCGCUGCCGGCAAGGAGGGCUGCACCGAGGAGAUCCUUUCCAUCGUGUCCAUGCUCGGCGAGGCGUCCGCGCUAUUCUUCCGGCCCAAAGACAAGAAGAUCCAUGCCGACAGCGCUCGCGCCCGGUUCACCGUCGCUGAGGGAGGUGACCACGUCACGCUGCUCAACAUCUGGAACCAGUGGGUCGACAGCGACUUCUCGCCCAUCUGGGCCAAGGAGAACUUUUUGCAGCAGCGGUCGCUCACGCGCGCGCGCGACGUCCGCGACCAGCUGGCCAAGCUGUGCGAGCGCGUCGAGGUGACACUGUCGACGUGCGGCGCCAACAACCUGGUGCCCAUCAAGCGCGCGAUCACGGCCGGCUUCUUCCCCAACGCGGCGCGGCUGCAGCGCGGGGGCGACAGCUACCGCACGGUCAAGAACAACACAACCGUGUACGUGCACCCGAGCUCGGUGUGCAUGAGCUCGGACCCACCGCCCAAGAUGGUCAUCUACUACGAGCUGGUGCAGACGACCAAGGAGUACAUGCGGUCGUGCAUACCCAUCGAGCCCAAGUGGCUGUCGGAGCUGGCGCCGCACUUCCACAAGAAGAAGGACGUCGAGGCGCUGGAGGAGAAGAAGAUGCCCAAGGACCGGAGGAGGUGA